AGUCCAUAAAGUAGGUAACAAGUAUCUGUCACAAAUAAUGUCACAUUUUCAAUUCCAAAUAAAUAGACAAUUCAUAACAUUUAAUGAUCCACAAAUAUUAUCUAAACACAUAUCAAGUGGUCGUCAUCACCCUUCAACUCAUAUUCCAAACCCAGCCUACAAAAACAAAAAUCUCAGCCCACAUCACUCCAAAAAUAAAAAAAUAAAAAAAUGGGAAUCGCCGAAGAGGCUCACAAUGUCCGCGUGAUCGGCUCCGGGCAGCAGACGAUCGUGCUCGCGCACGGCUUCGGCACGGAUCAAUCGGUGUGGAAGCAUCUGGUGCCGCACGUGGUGGAGGAUUACCGCGUGGUGCUGUACGAUAACAUGGGCGCCGGCACCACAAAUCCGGACUACUUCGAUUUCGAGAGGUAUUCGACGCUGGAGGGCUACGCCUGCGACGUCCUCGCCAUCCUGGACGAGCUCGAGGUGCGCUCCUGCAUAUACGUCGGCCACUCCGUUUCCGCCAUGAUCGGCCUCAUCGCCUCCAUCUCCCGCCCCGACCUCUUCUCCAAGAUCCUCACCAUCUCCGCUUCUCCGAGAUACAUGAACGACCCGGAUUACUAUGGGGGAUUCGAGCAGUCGGAGCUUCUAGAACUAUUCGAGGCGAUGAAGUCGAACUACAAGGCGUGGUGCGACGGGUUCGCGCCGCUUGCGGUGGGGGGCGACAUGGAGUCGGUGGCGGUCCAAGAGUUCAGCCGGACUCUCUUCAACAUGAGACCGGACAUUGCACUUAGCGUGGCCCAGACCAUAUUCUACAGCGACGUCAGACCCCUCCUUCGCCACGUCACCAUCCCCUGCCACAUCAUCCAGAGCAUCAAGGACCUUGCCGUGCCCGUCGUCGUCUCCGAGUUCCUCCACCAGAACCUCGGCGGCGACUCCAUCGUCGAGGUCAUGUCCACCGACGGCCACUUGCCGCAGCUCAGCUCUCCCGACGUCGUCGUGCCCGUGCUCCUUAGGCACAUUCGCUAUAACAUUGCUGCUUGAUUCUUCUAAUAUUGCUACUUUGUUUCUCUGCCUCAUUAAUGUCUCGUUUUCUUACUAUUUCUGCUUUUUAUCUUCAAUUGCUCUCAGCUUUGUACAAGUCAUCAAAUGUAAUUAUUAAUCCUCGCAAAACAUUAUUUUUCUUUUCU
Salvia miltiorrhiza (redroot sage) is the source of this 1169-nucleotide messenger RNA. Its product is annotated as probable esterase D14L. The coding region runs from base 211 to 1023 and encodes 270 amino acids. The transcript is spliced from 2 exons. NCBI's taxonomy places the organism in Eukaryota, Viridiplantae, Streptophyta, Magnoliopsida, Lamiales, Lamiaceae. Gene Ontology annotation, biological process: response to karrikin. The record is from RefSeq and is a predicted model, not a curated record.